GGCGGCGGCAGCGGCGGCCAGGGAGCUCGCGCCAGAGCCCGAGCCAGCUGGCGGCGGAGGCAAGCGAGUACCCGGUGGCCUGGGGCGCGCCGAGGACAUGGCCGGCAGCCGGGAAUGCUCCGGGUGAAAGCCCAGCCUCUGCGGUUCUUAAUGCCUCAGCAGGAUUAUUUUCACUAAAGAUGGAAACACUGGAGUCUGAAUUGACCUGUCCAAUCUGCCUCGAGUUGUUUGAAGACCCCCUCCUGCUCCCUUGUGCUCACAGCCUCUGCUUCAGCUGCGCCCAUCGCAUCUUGGUCUCGAGCUGCAGCUCUGGUGAAUCCAUUGAACCCAUUACCGCUUUCCAGUGUCCUACGUGCAGGUAUGUCAUCUCGCUGAACCACCGGGGCCUGGACGGCCUCAAGAGGAAUGUGACUCUGCAGAACAUUAUUGACCGCUUCCAGAAGGCUUCUGUCAGUGGACCCAAUUCCCCAAGUGAGAGCCGCCGGGAGAGGACUUACAGGCCCAGCAGCGCCAUGUCCAGUGAGCGAAUUGCUUGCCAGUUCUGUGAGCAGGACCCGCCAAGGGAUGCAGUGAAAACGUGCAUCACCUGCGAGGUCUCCUACUGUGAUCGUUGCCUGCGGGCCACGCACCCCAACAAGAAACCUUUCACCAGCCACCGCCUGGUGGAACCCGUGCCAGACACACAUCUCCGAGGGAUCACCUGCCUGGACCAUGAGAAUGAGAAAGUGAACAUGUAUUGUGUAUCUGAUGACCAAUUGAUCUGUGCCUUAUGCAAACUGGUGGGGCGUCAUCGAGACCAUCAGGUCGCGUCCCUGAAUGACCGGUUUGAGAAGCUCAAGCAAACUCUGGAGAUGAAUCUCACCAACCUGGUCAAACGCAACAGUGAACUAGAGAAUCAAAUGGCCAAACUGAUACAGAUCUGCCAACAGGUUGAGGUGAAUACUGCUAUGCAUGAGGCCAAACUUAUGGAAGAAUGUGACGAAUUGGUAGAGAUCAUCCAGCAGAGGAAGCAAAUGAUUGCUGUCAAAAUCAAAGAGACGAAGGUUAUGAAACUAAGAAAGUUGGCACAGCAGGUUGCUAAUUGCCGCCAGUGUCUUGAACGGUCAACAGUCCUCAUCAACCAAGCCGAGCACAUCCUGAAAGAAAAUGACCAGGCACGGUUCCUCCAAUCUGCAAAAAAUAUUGCCGAGAGGGUCGCUAUGGCAACUGCAUCUUCUCAAGUUCUGAUUCCAGACAUCAAUUUUAAUGAUGCCUUUGAAAACUUUGCUUUAGAUUUUUCCAGAGAAAAGAAACUGCUGGAGGGGCUAGAUUAUUUAACAGCCCCAAACCCACCAUCUAUCCGAGAGGAACUCUGUACUGCCUCCCAUGACACCAUUACAGUCCACUGGAUCUCGGAUGAUGAGUUCAGCAUCAGCUCCUAUGAGCUUCAGUACACCAUAUUCACUGGCCAGGCUAACUUCAUCAGUAAGUCAUGGUGUAGUUGGGGCCUGUGGCCAGAGAUAAGGAAAUGUAAGGAAGCAGUAAGCUGCUCAAGAUUGGCCGGGGCUCCACGAGGCCUGUACAACUCCGUGGAUAGCUGGAUGAUUGUACCCAACAUCAAACAGAACCAUUACACAGUUCACGGGCUGCAGAGCGGGACACGCUACAUCUUCAUUGUUAAAGCCAUAAACCAAGCGGGCAGCCGGAACAGUGAACCUACCCGACUCAAAACAAACAGCCAACCCUUUAAACUGGAUCCCAAAAUGACCCACAAGAAGUUGAAGAUCUCCAAUGAUGGAUUGCAGAUGGAGAAAGAUGAAAGCUCUCUGAAGAAGAGCCACACCCCAGAGAGGUUUAGUGGCACAGGGUGCUAUGGGGCAGCAGGAAAUAUAUUCAUUGACAGUGGCUGCCACUACUGGGAGGUGGUCAUGGGUUCCUCCACAUGGUAUGCAAUUGGCAUUGCCUACAAAUCAGCUCCCAAGAAUGAAUGGAUUGGCAAGAACGCCUCCUCGUGGGUGUUCCGAUGCAAUAGUAACUUCGUCGUGAGACAUAACAAUAAGGAAAUGCUGGUGGACGUGCACCCGCAGUUGAAGCGUCUGGGUGUCCUUCUGGAUUAUGACAACAACAUGCUGUCUUUCUAUGACCCAGCUAACUCUCUCCAUCUUCAUACUUUCGAUGUGACCUUCAUUCUUCCAGUUUGUCCAACAUUCACAAUCUGGAACAAAUCCCUAAUGAUCCUGUCUGGCUUGCCUGCCCCAGAUUUUAUUGAUUACCCCGAGCGGCAGGAAUGCAACUGCAGGCCUCAAGAAUCCCCUUAUGUUUCUGGGAUGAAAGCUUGCCAUUAAGUUUCAAGAGAGCAUAUAAUUCACUGGCUCUCCAGUUCAGCAGUUCUUCCCCUCCUAAACCUCAGUUAGUGUCAAAUAAUAUACCGGAGACAAAAAUAAAGUUCAUUUGAAGCCUCCAAAAUAACUAGAUAUUAUAGAUUUAAUUUUUGUGCAUUCAAGCUUGUAUUUGAAUUCAUGUACUGAGUUUCUCAGAAUGAAUUAUCUGAGGAGUCUGGGUUCAAGCCAUUGGAGAAGAAAUGUGGAGAAUGCUUCUCUUGUCAUUGGAGAAUUAAAAAUUCCCAAUGAUUUAGGAGCGUAACUGCUAUUGGAAGGAAUUAGGGUAGUUCGAGGGAAAUAAUGUAGAAAUAUGCUCUGAACAAGGGGCUAGCCAGUGGGAAAGCGGGGGGUGUGUCAGCCUUUUUAGUCCUGGCCACUUGGGCCAAGUAGAAUUUUGAAGCGUCAAAUGACCCCAUAUUAUGUGUAGCUUUUUAUAAAAACCCACAAUCAAGGAUUUAUUAUAAGAAAACAUGUAUGUGUAUAUAUAAUAUAUAUAUAAAAUGAAUAAAUAAUAUAUAUUAUAUAUUCAUUUUAUAAUUAUAUAUACAUAAUAAACUUUUAAUUUACUCAUUUGAGUGAGAAAUAUACUGGAAGGGAAAAUAAAUUAUACCAUCCAUUAUUGUCCCCUAAAGGGAACAUCAAAGUUAGUCCACGUUUCUUCCCUCCUUCCAUUCAUGCCUUCCUCCCUCCCUCCUGUCACACACUCAUGCAGAUGCGGUAAUGACACAGAUGGCGGGAAGGGCUCUAGGUUGGAUUCGGAGAGACUGGGAGACAAAAUUGCACAAGAGAUGCUACCGCUGGAUAGAAAAUUGAUUCAGGUAGACAUGUUAUAUGUAGCACAGUUUCAUUGAUGCUACCUAAUGGAGCAGGCUUGUCUGAAUUCUUAAGAAUUCCAUCAGAGAAUAUUUCACAGAAAUACAGUUGUAUUACUCUCAAGUACAUACAGUUACUAGAAUUAGGCUGAAAAAAAAAAGGAUUUGCGUAAUGAAGGUUCUCUAGGAGCCUGCUUUAUUUACUUAAUCAGUAAGAAUGGAGCGUUGUAAGUGCAACAACUAUUUGCAUAUAAAUAUACUUAUAUUUUCAGAUAAAACACUUCUGAAGUGCUUA
This is a messenger RNA of Sus scrofa (pig), 3467 nucleotides long. It is a transcript of the gene MID2, whose product is annotated as midline 2. Gene Ontology annotation, molecular function: microtubule binding; zinc ion binding. Lineage: Eukaryota; Metazoa; Chordata; Mammalia; Artiodactyla; Suidae. Gene Ontology annotation, cellular component: microtubule. Gene Ontology annotation, biological process: protein localization to microtubule. The record is from RefSeq and is a predicted model, not a curated record.